GUGGAAGCAUCGGCCCCUUGCGUGAACAGCAGCCYCGGAUGGCAGCCCCUGCAGUCGGGGAAGGUGCAGCUAUGCAGCUUCAGAGCUCCAACGGCCCCGUGAAGAAGUCGAUGCGCGAGAAGGCCGUGGAGCGCAGGAACGUGAACAAGGAGCACAACAGUAACUUCAAGGCGGGCUACAUCCCCAUCGACGAGGAUCGCCUCCACAAGACAGGCUUGCGUGGCAGGAAGGGCAACUUGGCCAUUUGUGUCAUCGUCCUGCUUUUCAUUCUGGCCGUCGUCAACUUGAUCAUUACACUUGUUAUCUGGGCCGUGAUUCGGAUCGGUCCCAAUGGCUGUGACAGCAUGGAGUUCCACGAGAGCGGCCUGCUGAGGUUUAAGCAGGUCUCUGACAUGGGCGUUAUACACCCGCUGUAUAAAAGCACCGUGGGAGGCAGACGCAACGAAGACUUGGUGAUUACUGGAAAUAACCAGCCUAUUGUUUUUCAGCAAGGAACGACAAAGCUCAGUGUGGAGAAGGACAAAACCUCUAUUACCAGCGACAUUGGCAUGGAGUUUGUUGACCCACGGACACAAAACACCCUGUUCAGCACAGACUAUGAAACUCACGAGUUUCAUCUGCCAAGUGGAGUUAAAAUCUUGAAUGUACAAAAGGCUUCUACAGAGAGGAUUACCAGCAAUGCCACCAGCGAUCUGAACAUAAAGGUUGAUGGACGCGCCAUUGUCCGUGGCAACGAAGGUGUUUUCAUCACGGGCAAGACCAUCGAGUUCCGCAUGGGAGGCAACAUGGAGCUUAGAGCAGAGAGCAGCAUCGUGCUGAACGGGACGGUGAUGGUGAGCCCGGCGCGGCUGCCCAGCUCCUCGCACGGGGAGCACGGCGGCAACGGCAACUGGCUGCGCUUCAAGCUGUGCAUGUGCGCCGACGGGACCCUCUUCAAGGUGCAGGUGACGGGGCACAACAUGGGCUGCCAGACGGCGGCCAACCCCUGCGGAGCGGCGCGCUGAGGGGCGCAGCGACACCGCAGAGCCGCCCGCGCUCCUGCCGCCUCCCAGCUGCUCUGCGGUGACGGCGGUUCAUGCUAACACCGAGUCUGCGGCCUUGCUUUAAGCACAGGUUAUGCCUAGCAGUGUUCCUUCCAGCGGCAGGGCUGUCCUUGUUCUGAUUUGGGUGCUGUAGCAUGUUUCAGUGCACAUGCACACUGAAGUACCUGCCUGAACUGGGAACAGUAAAUAUAGUUAAAGGCAGCUUCAUCUUUGAAACGAUACUGCCUGCCUUCAGUUGGCUCUAAAGCUUUUUAUUGUUUUUUAGUCUUGUCUCCCACUUCCAAAAAUUCCAAUUUGAGGUACUUGAGUAGGAAAUGUUGGYGCAUUGUUUGAUGCGGUAACUUCAUGUCCUCUACUCUCUCUUGCCAAAAGUUGAUAGAUUUCUCUCUAAGGCAGACAAGCACAGAUUAAUUUUCAAAUAUUGCUUUACUUCAGCCUUAGACUCUCAAUAAGCUAUAAGAGAAAAAAUACCAUGAAUAAUAUUUGCAAAAAAAGUGAUGUACAGUAAGAAUUUCAAAAUUAAAAUUGAAUUUUCAAUCUGGUAAGAGGGGAAACUAAUUACAUGUUUCUCAAGUUCCAUUAUGUCUGAGCAGUUCAGGUAUUCUACACUUGCUUGAUGUGUGUGAAGUAUUUAUAAAGUUUAUUUAUAUUCAAAGUACAUUUAAAAAAAUGUACUGAUAAUUUGCUUAUUAUGUAGAAGAAAAGUGUUUUCCUGAGUGCUUUAAUGCAAAUAUAUUAAUUCAUUAUUUUAGCAGCUGAUAAGUUAAAGCACAGCAUGGCUAAAAGCAGCAGAGUGUGAGAUUAGAUUUGUGGGKUUUUUUUUAAAUUUUUUUAAUGAAUAUUGGUACCACUGCAUUACUGAAGCUCAGAAUUACAUUCUGAAUUUAAUAAAAGUGCAGGUCUAAAUCUAAAUGUAAUGACAUAGGAUCCCACAACACCACAGUUAACAUGUAUCUGAAUUUACCAAAAGGGAAACUUGGUGUAUGAUGUACUUACCUUACAGAGACUGUAAUAGCCUUAUAAAUUAAAAAGGUGUUUUGUACUAAAAACAGAACAGUGUACUGUAAGAAUACACCCUUCCCCCCA
Nothoprocta perdicaria is the source of this 2129-nucleotide messenger RNA. It is a transcript of the gene SGCB, whose product is annotated as sarcoglycan beta. Lineage: Eukaryota; Metazoa; Chordata; Aves; Tinamiformes; Tinamidae. The transcript has 6 exons. Gene Ontology annotation, cellular component: sarcolemma; sarcoglycan complex. The coding region runs from base 39 to 1004 and encodes 321 amino acids. The record is from RefSeq and is a predicted model, not a curated record. Gene Ontology annotation, biological process: muscle organ development.